Messenger RNA from Brachypodium distachyon (stiff brome), 1802 nucleotides. RefSeq lists its product as uncharacterized. The record is from RefSeq and is a predicted model, not a curated record. The transcript is spliced from 3 exons. Bases 216 to 1802 code for a protein of 528 amino acids. Gene Ontology annotation, molecular function: acetylglucosaminyltransferase activity. Lineage: Eukaryota; Viridiplantae; Streptophyta; Magnoliopsida; Poales; Poaceae.
AUCGAUCAAGAUCAAGGCACCCCCCGGGCAUCUAUUUCCGGCCCCAUUCCCCUCCCGCGCGCGCCUCCCCAGACGUACUACUCGGUCGAUUGAUCUGCCCACCAAGACACACAGUGCAAAACAAAACAAAAAUCACUUGCUGCUCUUCCAGCCACUCACUCGUCGAUCUGCUUCCCGGCUUGGACAAUGCCGUCGCGCUGAGAUUGAUCGUUGUGAUGCCCUCCUCUGCCGGCGGCAGCAGCAACAAGGUGAUGCCCAGGUCCAAGGCCUCCUUCUUCCUCUACGGCCUCCUCCUCUACGUGCUCCUCCCCGUGCUCGCCGUCUACGUCGUCGCCCUCGCCCUCUCCCCGCUCUACGCCUGCCCUCCGCCCGCCGUUCUUGACACCAACAACAAUGCCGUCCAUCUGCAGUCCCGCCUCGCAGAUCCCAACUCCUCGUCCUCGAUGAAUCAGCUAAUGAACCCGGCGCCGAAGAAGAAGAAGCCGAGGGCUCCCACGGGGCUGCGGCACAUCCUGUUCGGCAUCGGCGCCUCCUCCUCCCUCUGGAAGAGCCGCAAGGAGUACAUCCGGGUCUGGUGGCGGCCCGGCAAGAUGCGCGGCUUCGUGUGGCUCGACAAGCCCGUGCCCGAAUACUACCUCAACGCCUCUUCCAGCCGCGCCACGGGUCUCCCGGGCAUCAAGCUCAGCGCCGACACGUCCUCGUUCCCCUACACCCACGGCGCCGGCAGCCGCUCCGCUUUACGCAUCUCCCGCAUCGUGUCCGAGAGCUUCCGCCUGGGCCUCCCCGGCGUGCGCUGGUUCGUCAUGGGCGACGACGACACCGUCUUCUUCCCGGACAAUCUGGCCGACGUGCUGUCCCAGUACGACCACACGCAGCCUUACUACAUCGGGAACCCCUCCGAGAGCCACAUCCAGAACCUCAUCUUCUCCUACGGCAUGGCCUUCGGCGGCGGCGGGUUCGCCAUCAGCCGCGCGCUUGCCAUCCAGCUCGCCCGCAUGCAGGACGGCUGCAUCCAGAGGUACCCGGCGCUCUACGGCUCCGACGACCGGAUCCACGCCUGCAUGUCGGAGCUCGGGGUGCCGCUGACGCGCCACCUGGGGUUCCACCAGUGCGACAUCUGGGGCGACGUGCUGGGCUUGCUGGGCUCUCACCCGGUGGUGCCGCUGGUGACAUUACACCACUUCGACUUCCUCCAGCCCGUGUUCCCGACGAUCAAGUCACGGACUGCGGCGCUCAGGAGGCUCUUCGAUGGGCCAGUGAAGCUCGACCCGGCUGCCGUGGCGCAGCAGUCGGUGUGCUACGAUGUGGAGAAGCAGUGGACGGUGUCCGUGUCGUGGGGGUUCGCCGUGGUGGUGAUCCGGGGCGUGCUGUCGCCGAGGGAGAUGGAGACUCCCAUGCGCACGUUUCUGAACUGGUACCGGAGGGCGGACUACACGGCGUAUUCGUUCAACACGAGGCCCGUGGCCCGGAACCCGUGCCAGCGGCCCCAGGUGUACUAUAUGCGGAGGUCGAGGUUGGAGCAUCGCAGGGUGGCGAUAACAACGGCUGUGGUGACCACUACGGUGACGGAGUACGAGCGCCACCGCGUCGUGCCGCGGGUCACGUGCCGCUGGCGCAUCCCGGACCCUGUCGACUUGCUCGACCGCGUCGUGGUGGUCAAGAAGCCCGACCCCGACCUCUGGAAACGGUCGCCGAGGAGGAAUUGCUGCAGGGUGGUGUCGUCGCCCAAGAACGGGACCAAGGUCCGGACCAUGGCCAUCGACGUCGGUGUCUGCAAGGAUGGCGAGUUCGCCCGAGUUUAA